ACUUGAUUUACAAUCGUUCAUGACAUCCACCUCGUUUUAGAAGCGACUAGGUCCCUGACCAAUUACAUACCUACCUACGUAGUAUUUAUUCUUUUACAUCAUGACAGGCUCAAACACUACAACCUACAAUGGUGCCACUCCGCCCAAGCCGCAACAUUACUUCUCCCGAAAUCCACCAACUCAUGACCCCACAAAUGAUCAAAACCUACGAGCUUAUCGUUUGGAUAAAUUUAUCAAUGGACCUAACAGCGUUCCUACUGCCCACGUUCGACCUACUCACUCCGGGGCUGCCAGUCACGACUCGACAGGAUACCAGGCUGGGAAUAAUGGUAAACCAUAGUUUUGUACGCGGCCAUUGACGGGCCGUGGUUGCGAGUAAGGAAACUCGUCGGUGACGCUGGAAGUGAAUUCGAUAUCACAACCAAUGAUCGAAGAUCGGUCUACCCCUUUUGUCGACCCCGCAUUUUCGAUCCCCGAUCUAAAUCUACCAUUGGAACCGUAGAUUUUCUAGGCAACACAUCGAUGGCGUGAACUUGGCGGAAUGAGUUCAAUGGGUAGGUUGGAAUAACGAUUAAAAAUAAUGGGAAUCAGGGUCUCACGGAAUGGUGUAAUUAAAGAAUUAAAGUUAUGCGGGGUCUCCGCAAUGCAGGACCACGCGGACCGCUCCUCUUCUUUAGGUUAUUUUUGAAGACCUUGGUAUCACAUCUAAUUUUUCAACGUCUUAGGGUUUAAGCCCAUUCACUUUAUGAUUCAAUUCAAUUUUCUUAAAAGAACAGAAUUUAGUGUCUUUAUUCAAGCUAACGAG
This is a messenger RNA of Annulohypoxylon maeteangense, 805 nucleotides long. RefSeq lists its product as uncharacterized. Bases 101 to 340 code for a protein of 79 amino acids. NCBI's taxonomy places the organism in Eukaryota, Fungi, Ascomycota, Sordariomycetes, Xylariales, Hypoxylaceae. The transcript has 4 exons. The record is from RefSeq and is a predicted model, not a curated record.